Molecule: messenger RNA, 5655 nt
Organism: Monomorium pharaonis (pharaoh ant)
Lineage: Eukaryota; Metazoa; Arthropoda; Insecta; Hymenoptera; Formicidae
Gene: nAChRalpha1
Product: acetylcholine receptor subunit alpha-like 1
Exons: 9
Coding region: 1698-3584 (628 amino acids)
Biological process (GO): regulation of membrane potential; monoatomic ion transmembrane transport; chemical synaptic transmission
Cellular component (GO): neuron projection; postsynaptic membrane; synapse
Molecular function (GO): transmembrane signaling receptor activity; acetylcholine-gated monoatomic cation-selective channel activity
Source: RefSeq, a predicted model, not a curated record
CGAUUGCGUUAAUUUGAAUAUAUAAGUUUCAAUUUGAGAGUAAAUUUUUUUCUGUGUAUCUUUUUGUCCGUUGGAAGCGAAAAUGGCAAUUGCCUCAGUAUAUUUAUUAGUCCGCGUGAGGUAUGAAAAAUUAAUUAGCGUUGUAUGUGAAAUACGUGAGAUUUCAGUAUCGUGAAAUGCGUCGCGUUCGGCACGACGCUACGUUCAGUUGGCAGCGGUCGUUGCUUGUGUGUGAAGGUGGCUCCGCGUUCUUCGCCUCUCCGCUCUCGUUCGACAUAAAUUAAUAGAGAUCUCAGAAACGGUGCUCGAAUCUAGCUUGUUUUAUCUCGUGACUAGUUUUUUUCUUCUCGAAAGGUGUACGCGGCACCGAGGUGGGCUCCCCUGUCCCCUCGCGAGUCGGUUUCUCUUUCUCGUUCUUUUCGAAUUUUCAGCAAGUACCUCCGAGAUCCGUCGGGAGAUACGUACGGGAGUACGCGCGAUCGGAAUUGCGCGAUUUCGCAUCUUUUUAUCCUUUAUUUUUCGUUUUCAUGUGGAUGCCGCGUGCGAACGAGUGAAUCGAAUCGAGCAAAUCGCUCCGCAUGUUUAUUCGUCCGCGCGAUCGUCUUGUGAAAUUCACAAAUGGCAUUGCGAUAACCUAACUUAACCUAACAUAACCUAGUCUGAUCGCGCGGUCGUUUGCAUAUGGUAACGUGUGUUGCGCGAGUGUCGAUGAUAGCGCGGGACAAGGACUCAUGCUACAGCAGAAGGAAAGGAAAGUGACACCCGGAAGCAGAGAGGAUCAGAUGACGGCUGGUCGAGGGCAUCGUUAUUAGUUUGGUGGCCGGGAAAGGGGGGGGGAGGGGAGGAGAGGAAGUCAUUAAUAGACUCGUCGCAUCGCCGUGAAGUUGGCGCGUGUCACUCGCGAAUCGUUCGUCGCCAUCGUGAACGUGAUGUCGUGUGUCGUGGGCAUGAGACGCGUCUUCUCGUCGUGACGCGUUUUUAAUCGGUAAGUGCAAUCGUUGUGAGCCAUGUAUAUUCGAUCGCGUCUCUGUGCUCGACAAUCGCGUGACGCAAAUUCGACGCUUGCACGUUCAGUGAACGAGGAGUUCGUGAAUCGCGAAUAGCAUUCGACCGCGGUCGCCUGUCCUUUCGGGAGUUGCACGCCGCUUGACUUUAAUUUCGACGCGUACGUCUACCCCGUCCGUGUCGUAAGUCGUAAUCGUAUCCGCGAUGCUAAUCGUCGUGAGACGGCGAGCGCGCGCGCUAUUUGCUCCAACUUCGCCAAGUGAGAAAAGUGCACGAAAGUGCGAGCAACAGGUGUAGCAUCGUGUCGCGGCGGCGGUGGCGGCAGUUGACCGCACGCAAUUGUGCGAGUCUUCACGCGAUUAUAUCCGUCGCGGGUGCGAAUUUAACUGCUAGUGCUCCCGCGAGAUUGCACGCGCCUUUUUACCCGCGUUCCGUCCGCAACUUAAUAAAGUUCGCGUCGUGCGUGAUUGACGCCGGGAGUGCCGCAUAAAGUAUCGCGCGAGCCGUAAUUAACAGUGUUCUCGCGCGCGUCGUCGGAUCGGCGCCAUGAAGGAGUCGCAGCGACGGCGGCGGCGGGACGAGGGAGGAAAGGAUUGCUCGGGGAGGCGUCAGCCGACGUCGGAGCGACCGUGGGAUCAACAUUGCAUGCAGCUCUAUCAUUGCGCAUCAUUCCGGGGUGGACAAGGCGUACGAUGCUUAGGGAUGCUUGGACGAACGACGGUGGGAAAGGCUGGUGGCGAUGGUGGUCCAGGUUGGGCGGAUUGCUGGCGAUGGCGGCAGCCAUAUCCUGUCUCGUUGCCCCGUUUCCGGGCGCCUCGGCCAAUCCGGAAGCGAAGCGUCUGUACGAUGACCUGCUGUCGAACUACAACCGCCUCAUUCGCCCUGUUGGCAACAACAGCGAUCGCCUGACUGUCAAAAUGGGACUACGCCUCUCCCAGCUUAUCGAAGUUAACCUGAAGAACCAGAUCAUGACGACAAACGUUUGGGUGGAACAAGAGUGGAACGAUUACAAGUUGAAGUGGAAUCCGGACGAAUAUGGCGGUGUUGAAACCCUUCACGUACCAUCGGAACACAUAUGGCUACCCGACAUUGUUCUUUACAACAAUGCCGAUGGUAAUUACGAGGUGACCAUUAUGACUAAAGCAAUUUUGAACCAUACCGGGAAGGUCACGUGGAAGCCACCGGCAAUCUAUAAAUCAUUUUGCGAAAUCGACGUGGAAUACUUCCCCUUCGACGAGCAGACUUGUUUUAUGAAAUUUGGUUCGUGGACUUACGACGGUUACACGGUCGACCUGCAGCAUCUUCUGCAGACCGAGGAAUCGAAUCAAAUCGAAGUCGGGAUUGACCUGACCGAUUAUUACAUUUCUGUCGAGUGGGACAUCCUAAAAGUGCCUGCCGUGAGGAACGAGGCGUUUUACAUAUGCUGCGAGGAGCCCUAUCCCGACAUCGUGUUCAACAUCACCCUGCGCCGCAAGACCCUCUUCUACACGGUGAAUUUGAUAAUACCGUGCGUGGGCAUAUCCUUCCUGUCGGUGCUGGUAUUCUACCUGCCGAGCGACAGCGGCGAGAAGGUCUCCCUGUCGAUCUCGAUUCUUCUCUCGUUGACGGUGUUCUUCCUGCUGCUGGUCGAGAUAAUACCGCCCACGUCGCUAACGGUGCCGCUCCUGGGCAAGUACCUGCUGUUCACGAUGGUGAUGGUGACCGCGUCGGUGGUCGUCACGAUAGCUGUGCUGAACGUGAAUUUCCGCUCACCUGUCACUCACCGUAUGGCCAAAUGGGUGCGGGUAGUGUUCAUCCAGGUGCUGCCACGUUUCCUCCUGAUCAAACGGCCGAAGAAGGACGAUUACGACGAUGAGGAUCAGGGCAGGGGCGGCGGCGGAAUCGGCACGGAUGACAUAGACAACGAUGACGUCGACGACGACGAGGACGACGACGAGGACGAUGUCGAGGCGGCGAAGGGCAAAUCGCCUGAAGGCAUCCUCACCGAUGUGUUCCAUGUUCCAGAGACUGAUAAGUACGAUACGUACUACGGCAAGAGGUUCAGCGGAGAGUACGAGGUACCACCACACGGUCCUCCACCGCCAGCGACGAGGUACGAUCUCGGCGCUGUCGGUACCGUCGCACCCCGCUUUGAGGAGCCUUUACCCUCGCUGCCACUGCCGGGGGCGGAUGACGACCUCUUUGGGCCAGCUAGCCCGGGAUUUGCUCACGAGGACGCCAGCCCCACUUUUGAGAAGCCGUUGGUACGCGAGAUCGAGAAGACCAUCGACGACGCCCGCUUCAUCGCCCAACACGCCAAGAACAAGGACAAGUUCGAGAGCAUUCUGUCGAUCAGUUCUAUAGAUCAUUCCCUGGGAAGCAUCGCAAUAUUCAGUAACAUUAUAUACUCGAAUAUCGUAUCAAGCACAGUAACAACGAGGGUAUUCGCGAUAUAUAACGUAUACCGCAUUUUAUCAAAGAGGCAUUUUGCGCAAGACGAUAUUACUACAGGAAGCAAUACUCUGAGGAGAAAGAGCUUCGCCUUUCUCGUCUCCUCCGCUCGUCUCCUCGUCAUGAAUCACAAUCAAACCUCGACAUAAUUUCCUUCGCGAGUUUGCACGUGCGGUGACCCGAACGCGCCCAAUUCGCUUACCCCUUUAGCCGCCGGCGUUUUAAAAGGCAAACAUUCAAAUAUUUACAAUUGCCGCGCUGCUUCUUGGAUUAAAGGGUUUUCUUGACUUUCCCAGCGAACAAUUGACUAUCUUGGCGUUAUAACGCGAAUGAUCGAGACGAUUUGUACGUACGCCAGCACGUCUAUUUCGAUGUGUCCUUUCACGCGUAUCAAUCGCAUCGAAUUUAUCCCUCGUGUGCUUGCAUUUUAUGAAAUUUUUUGUUUCCCGUUUUCACAAUGUGAUAUAAAAAAGGCGCAACGAUCAAUUCAAACUGUCAGAUUCUUUUUUGGGAUAUGUUGCAUUUUAUUUUCAGUAUUAUUUCUAUGAUAUUCUUCGAAGAAAUAAUAUAAUUUUGCCAAUUUAUGAUAACUUAAUUUUCAAUAACGUUUUUACUGAUAUAAAAUUGUAUCAAGACACAUACAAUGUUUUCAAAUAAAUAUCGUAAUUGCGAUUACGAAAAUCAUAUAUAUUUGUAAGUUUACCAAAUUUAUAAGUAUUACAAUUUAUAGAUACAUAAUUCAUCUAGAGAGAUUUUCAGAUAAUAAUCGUCAACAUCUAUUAUCUAAUCGCAUAGUAAAGCUUGAAUCGGGAAACCGAAGGAAGAACUAAUAUUCUCUCAUUCCUGAUUACUUCUCUAGACAACUUGAAAUCGCUUAUUUACACACGCCGAUCAGAUACUCUAUUAAGUUUUCGUUUAAUUUCCUGUAAGUUUUCUUUCUUUGAGAGAAAGAGAGAGAGAGAGAGAGAGAGAGAGAGAGAGAGAGAGAGAGAGGUAGUUCUAAUAACUAAGAAUAUCUCGUAGAGAUACUGCGAAAACGAAGACAAACAACCCAUCACGACAUCGAAUCGUUUCAUCCAAUUGCGAAAACUGCACAGCAGGAAUUUACCGAUUUAAUUAGAGGAUUUAAGAGCGGACCGCAGAUAAAACUGCAGUUAAUUAUCAAUUGCGUCCCGUGGCGAACGUCCCCGACGUUCUCACCAUUUAAAUUUGUUCUUCUGCUUUUUGUACUGUUAAAAGCAACUAAUAGCACUGUUAUCGAUAGCGUUAAAAUGUAUUUGAAGAAAAUUUAAAAAUGUUUUUUAUUAUUUUGUCCUUGAAAUUAUUUUGAUUCCAUCGCGUUAAUUAAAAUAGAUUUAAAUUACUAGAAUAAAUUUGUAAAGAAAAUCAAUGCAAUAUAUAUAUAUGAUAGAAUUUUUAUUUAAUACAUUAAUAAGAAAGUUCGAAGAGGAAGAAUAAUUAUGGGGAAGAAUAAAUUAGUGUUAAAAUACAAUCUUAUCUGUUGCGCUUUUUCUUUUUCUUAAACUUUCAAUUAUUUUUUUAUUAUUUAUAAAGACUAAAACUAUAUAUAAAUAUAAAAUAUUUUAUAAUUAGAUAUCUCUAUGCAACAUUUUUUCUUGAUUUUACAAAUAACAAAUUACAAACUGCAAAUAUAAUUACAAACAUUUUAAUUAAAAUGUUAAUUAAGCAUUCGAAAUAUGACAUUAUAAGAAAUUACAUUUUUAUUUAAUAAAUAAUAUUAAAAUAACAAAAUAAUUCAUGUAAUUUCUAACUGCCCGUUGAAAGGUUUUCAAAAGUAUUGUUUUAAAAAAUGAUAACUUUAUUGUAGCACUAUCCAGAUUGCAGGAUAAUUAGAGAAAUCUAUCACGUCCAAGGAUAAAAGUGUUAUUGGCUCGUUGAAUGGAAGAUUUUUGCCUCGGAGUAGAAUCCGCGUCUCCGCGAAAAAAAAAACGCUAUUACUUCGCUCGGCGAAAUGUUACACCGUGAGAAUCGUAAUUAGUCAACGAGUCUUCUUGAAAGAAAUAUUCAGAUACAGAAAAUUUUCAAAUACGCCCGCAGCAAAAAGAAUUUCAAAAAUUAGUUCUCGAGCUAAUCAAGGAUCCUCGAGUCUCCAGGCGUAGAACUUCGCACGAUAAAAUUAGAACCAAUGAACGAUAUUAAUGAGGAAAAAUGAUACUUUCUAGAGAUAAGGAGUAAAAAUACCUUGAAUGUUCCUCCAUA